CAACACUUCACACCACCAAAUUAUAAUCUCAUAACUAAAAACUACCCAAUAAUCAAAUCUAAACUCCUAAUUUUUGAACAAUGUCUCCACUUCACUCUUACAUUAUCUUCUUCUCCCUUCUCAUGACCAUCCUUCUUCAAUCAUCAACAACAUCAUCCCAAUCAAAUCUCUGCAGAUCUUCUUGCGGCAACAUUCCGAUAAAUUACCCUUUUUCCAUCGACGACGGUUGUGGUAGCCCUUAUUACAGACACAUGCUCAUUUGCUCCGACAACGAUACCAAGCUCGAACUUAGAACACCAUCUGGUAAAUACCCUGUUAAAUCUAUAAGCUACUCUGAUCCUCACCUUCUUGUCUCCGAUCCAUUCAUGUGGAACUGUCAAGAUCGAGACAAUUUUCGACCCACUAGAUCUUUUAGCAUCGAUUCAAGUACACACUUCACUGUCUCUCCUCAAAACGACUACUUGUUCUUCAACUGCAACACCGAUAAAGUUAUCGUCGAACCAAAACCGCUCUUCUGCGAAAGGUUUCCAGAUAGAUGUGACUCGUCCUGCGAUAGUUCUAGCUAUCUAUGCAGACAUUUGCCUGAAUGUGGCUCUGCUUUGGGAUCUAGGGUUUCUUGUUGUUCGUAUUACCCUAAAGCGACUCAAUCUCUUAGGCUCAUGCUGCAGGACUGUGCGACGUAUACAAGUGUGUAUUGGAGGAGUACAGGUGUGGAGAAUGCACCGUAUGAUCAGUUUCCAGAGUACGGGAUAAGGGUUGAUUACGAAUUUCCAGUGACAAUGAAGUGCCUUCUUUGCCAAGAAACGACUAAAGGUGGUGGAGUUUGUGGGUUUAAUACGAGGACACGAGAUUUUUUGUGCCUUUGUAAACAAGGCAAUGUCACUACUUAUUGCAAAGAUCCAAGCCUCGUAAACCAUAAACGCGUAGGAGCUAUCGCAGGAACAGUGACGGCAGUUUCAGCGGCAGGAGCGAUUGGCGUUGCCGGUGGAGUAUAUUGGUACUUGAGGAAAGUGAGAGCCAAUGCUCCGGUCACUUGUGGAGUUCAAAGCAAUGAGAACAGAAUUUUCUAAAAGCUCCAAUGAAAUCAUAAUUUUAAAAAGAUUAAAAGCAUGGUCACACUCACACUCUUCUUUUCUUCUUUUUUCGCUCUCUUUUGCCUUUUUUGUUCUUUACCUUUUAUCUUUGAUUUUGUGUAUACUACAAGUUCUAGAUAAAGAUUUUCGUAUAAUUUUUUGUGUUUUCUUAUACAAUAGUAAAUUUUUCGUUUUGGUCGGAUAG
Messenger RNA from Arabidopsis thaliana (thale cress), 1278 nucleotides. Its product is annotated as wall-associated receptor kinase galacturonan-binding protein. The record is from RefSeq and is marked reviewed. The transcript is spliced from 3 exons. Gene Ontology annotation, cellular component: membrane. Gene Ontology annotation, molecular function: polysaccharide binding. The coding region runs from base 81 to 1070 and encodes 329 amino acids. NCBI's taxonomy places the organism in Eukaryota, Viridiplantae, Streptophyta, Magnoliopsida, Brassicales, Brassicaceae.